Messenger RNA from Rhizopus microsporus ATCC 52813, 2736 nucleotides. RefSeq names its product H(+)-ATPase. Gene Ontology annotation, biological process: regulation of intracellular pH; proton export across plasma membrane. The transcript has 5 exons. Gene Ontology annotation, molecular function: ATP binding; P-type proton-exporting transporter activity; ATP hydrolysis activity. The record is from RefSeq and is a predicted model, not a curated record. The coding region runs from base 1 to 2736 and encodes 911 amino acids. Gene Ontology annotation, cellular component: plasma membrane. Lineage: Eukaryota; Fungi; Mucoromycota; Mucoromycetes; Mucorales; Rhizopodaceae.
AUGGGUUAUCACAAAGUAUCUGAACCAGAAGAUAUAACAAACCAAUACACACACAGUGGGGAGGAAGCAGUCCCUUUAACAAGUUCGACAAAACUGACAACAGAAAAACAACAGACCAUUACGGAUGAGGUUCCACCUCACUUGGAGCCUUACUUACAAACACAGCCCACCUUUGGGCUCACCGAUGACCAAGUUAUCGAAAGACGAAACCGGUUUGGGAGAAAUGAGCUAACAGAAAAGAAAAGAAAUAAACUGUUGCAUUUUUUAUCGUUUUUUACAGGAGCCAUUUCAUAUCUAAUGGAAAUAUCUCUUAUAUUGACAGCCUUAACAAAGGAUUGGCUUGAUUUUGGCAUCAUUUUGGGCAUGUUGAUCAUCAAUGCAAUCAUUGGAUACGUAGAAGAAAGCCGAGCCGAGUCAGCGAUUGCAUCCUUAAAAGACAGUCUGGCACUGCACUGUCGAUGUUGGCGUAACGGUCAGUUGACAGAGAUAGCUUCGCGAGAUAUAGUUGUUGGAGAUAUUAUCGUCUUGAGACUUGGAGACAUUGUACCUGCCGAUGCAAAAUUGUUAGGCAUUGGUGCCUCAGGGGAAGCAAUUGAGACAGACAUUCAAGUAGACCAGAGUUCGCUCACAGGUGAAUCACUGCCAGCCAAAAAGAAGCCAGGUAGCUUGAUCUACUCAUCCUGCGUGGUGAAACAAGGCCAACAGCAGGCCAUAGUUGUUCGUACUGGUCCAGACACAUUUAUCGGAAGAACUGCCAGCUUGAUCACAGUGACUACGGAUUCUGGCAGAUUUCAAAAGGUUAUAAACUAUAUCGGCAACUUUUUAAUCAUCAUCUCCAUUGUCUUGGUCCUGAUCUUGUUUGUGUAUGACUUGAUUGAGCAGAGAAACACGACAGGCACAAUCUCUGGUGAUCAAGUAUUGGCUAUUCUUAAUGAAAUGGUGGUACUUACCAUCGCUGCUAUUCCCGUUGGUUUACCCACUGUCAUGUCAGUGACCAUGGCGAUUGGAGCAAAGCAGUUAGCAAAGCGCCAAGUUAUCGUCAAACGAUUAACAGCCGUUGAAGAGUUUGCUUCAGUUUCUAUUCUUUGCAGUGAUAAAACAGGCACCUUGACAAAGAAUGAGUUAACCUUUGACGAGCCUUAUCUUGCUGGAUCUUAUUCUAAAGAUGAUAUUCUGCUCUACUCUUAUUUAGCUUCCGAAGUAGCUACUGAUGACCCUAUCGAAUUCGCAGUUAGAACCGCUGCUGAAACCCAUCAUCCUCAAGUGAUGAAUGAUGGCAGUCACACAGUUCAGGGAUACAAGGUCACCUCCUUCAAACCCUUUAAUCCAGUUGAUAAAACUGCUCAAGCAACUGUUCAAGAUACCGCAACACUUGCCACCUUCCGUGUUGCCAAGGGCGCUCCUCCUGCAAUUUUCGAGAUGGUCGGAGGAAAUAAGGAAGCAGAGGAAAUGGUCAAUUCUUUUGCCAGCCGUGGUUUAAGAUCUUUAGGUGUUGCUCGUACUGUCAAUGGCAUGGAAGACUGGGAAUUGAUUGGCUUGCUUAGUUUUAUUGAUCCUCCAAGAAAUGACUCUGCAGAAACAUUAGCUGAAUGUCAAAGAUAUGGUAUCUCUGUCAAGAUGAUCACAGGUGAUCAAAGAGUGAUUGCUAAAGAAGUAGCAGGAAGGUUGGGAAUGGGCCAGAAUAUUAUGGAUGCAGAUGAAUUAGUAGACCCCAGUAAAUCAGAGCAGGAAGUCUCGGAUAUGUGCUUGUAUUCUGAUGGUUUUGCCAGAGUCAUUCCAGAGCAUAAAUACAAAGUGGUUGAAUUACUUCAAGAACGUGGAUACUUUGUAGCAAUGACAGGGGAUGGUGUUAAUGAUGCACCUGCACUCAAGAAGGCCAAUGUUGGUAUAGCUGUCGCAGGUGCUACAGAUGCUGCUCGGUCUGCCUCAGACAUUGUGCUGCUAGAGCCAGGUUUAUCAGCAAUUAUUGAUGGUAUCAAAACAUCAAGAGUCAUCUUUCAGCGUCUUCAGUCAUAUGCUCUGUAUAGAAUAACGUCUACCAUACACUUUUUACUUUUUUUCUUUGUUAUUACGCUUGCAGAAGAUUGGAAAAUGCCACCUGUAUUCUUGAUUUUGAUCUCUUUACUGAAUGAUGCAGCAACACUUAUUAUGGCUGUAGAUAACGUCAGUAUCUCACAUUCGCCCAACAUGUGGAGACUAAGGCUUUUGAUUGUGCUUUCAUGUGUUCUUGCGGUUGCACUAUCUUUAUUUUCAUUUGCACACUUUUAUAUAUUCCGUGACGUUUUACAUGUGGCACCUGAGGAGCUCUCCACCAUCAUGUACUUGCACAUAUCUUCUGCACCUCAUUUUGUGAUCUUUUCCACACGUACAAACACAUUCUGGUGGAAAAGUAUGCCCUCACUUGUCUUUAGUGUCAUCGUAUUGGGAACUCAGGUUAUUGCUCUCUUCUUGUCUGUCUAUGGUGUUGGUCAAAGCCAGAACAUUUCAGGAAUAGGAUGGCCACGCGGUUUGAUUAUUAUUGCCAUCUCUUUGGCUAUUUUCCUUAUUAUUGACUUGAUCAAAGUUCUGACUAUAUUUAUUUGGGAAAAGAUCGAAAAGAAUCCUUCAACAACAUCAACAUUUGCUUCCUCCAAGAAAAAGCCAACAACCAAGGCUGCUGCAUUCGUUCAACGAUCGAGAUUUGGUUAUGAUAGAGCGAUGAGACGUGAAUCUGAUAGUUCUAUUAAAUCAUAUUAA